Camelina sativa (false flax) is the source of this 1645-nucleotide messenger RNA. RefSeq lists its product as uncharacterized. The record is from RefSeq and is a predicted model, not a curated record. NCBI's taxonomy places the organism in Eukaryota, Viridiplantae, Streptophyta, Magnoliopsida, Brassicales, Brassicaceae.
AAACUUUGUUUCAAUAAAACCUGCAUUUAAGACCAGAGAGGCCCCUCGGGAACCUGAUUUUUCCAGCGCAAGCUUGAGUUUUGGGUUAUGGACUCAUAAUUUGACUUGUCCAAUUGUGAACCUUAUCGAAACAAAACACAAUCUAAUGAAGUUAAUGGAGAGAUAAAAAGGGAGCGAAGAGUCUCUUUUAAGUUCACUGUUACUCUCUCUGUAGGAACAUCAAAAGGCGUUGAGUCGACUAAAGGGUUCAAACAUGCCUUAUAUUCCACCACACAAGAGGCAUUCAAAGGAUCCAACCAAACCUGACCCUGUUCCAGAUUCUCUUGAUAUAAAAUUCAAGAAAAACCUCAGCUUGAACAGUAGCUGUAGCAGUGAUAAAAGCAACCGGAUAGUCUAUUCAGGAGAUUCCAUUUCUAAAUGGUUUCUUGUUGGUUCAAAUGGAAUCGAGGAUGAGGUUCCUUCGUAUGUUAAGUUUGUGCCCUUGUCCUCGGAUUCUGUCGAGUGUAGAAAAGGAGAAAAGCCUUCGGUACUGAUGCUCAACAAUGUCCGAAACGAGAGUGAAGAAAAAAAAGAACAGUGGCUGUUAGUAGCAGAGAACGUUGGGGAGGAUCUUGUGUUGGCUUAUGAGCGAGCUAAGACUAAAAUGGAGGAGCAUCAUCAUGUAUUGAGAUUGGUUGCUCGGUUUGGUAAAAUUUUCUUCUAUGGGCAUCAAGGUAGUCCUGUGAGUGAAUGUUCGCUGAAAAACUCUAAGACGUUCUCUACAGAUGUCCCAACGUCUUACUUACAACACAUUAAGUCUGAGGUUGUACGAAGCCAUGGAUUCUCUCUUGACUUGGAAAAGGAAACAUACACCGUGAAGGUAUCACACCAUACUCGUCCCAAUGCAACCAUCAACUGCAAAUGUAGCCUCAAGGAAGAUGGACGGCUCAGUAUGUACAAGGCCGAGCUUAAUCCUGUAAGGCAUAUGGUUGUUGAUGUGUCAUGCAUUGACAAGAAUCUCGACAUGAGACUGAUGCUCUCUGCUAAAAGGAAAAUGACGUCUCUCACAGAUAAAGAGAUAAGCAACAUUAAAGCACUAUUGGAUUCAGCGACUGUUGAUCCAAAUGUGAAAGGCGGUUUAAGGUGGCCAUUCGGUAAAGCUUCAUCCGAGGAUGGAUACAGACUUUUUGAAGCUUGUCACGUUAGAGCUACUAUUUACAAAAGCCAAACUCUAAGGCUUAGGGUAAGAGAGACUGAUAGAUUCAAUGAGAGGGUUGGAACAGGGGAGAUCAAGAGGGAGAUUACACUGAUACUUAAAGACCUAAACUCUAAGUUACAGGAGCAGAACAUUGAGAAAAGUUGUGUUUUGGAAAUGCUUUGUGGUACUCUUGGUUCUAUAUGGGACUUCUUGCAGUGCGAUGCCUAUCUUACAUGAUAAAGGACCAUAUGAUGUUGCUCGUUCUAUUGGGGUUGUCUUUUUACUUCCUGAUGUGUGUUGGUUCGUUUUAUUGGGUUUCUCUUUUACUUUCUGCUGUGUGUUGGUACGAUAAUGUUUUGGGUUUAGGGUUUGAACUUAUGGCAAGUUUCAUGUAUCUGAACUUGGUAUCUAAAAACAGUAAACCACAUUUUGGUUAUGAAUGUGACCUUGACUCCUUGAGAUUUGGAA